Molecule: messenger RNA, 4494 nt
Organism: Fibroporia radiculosa
Lineage: Eukaryota; Fungi; Basidiomycota; Agaricomycetes; Polyporales; Fibroporiaceae
Exons: 9
Coding region: 1-4494 (1497 amino acids)
Biological process (GO): sulfate assimilation; amino acid biosynthetic process
Cellular component (GO): sulfite reductase complex (NADPH)
Molecular function (GO): 4 iron, 4 sulfur cluster binding; sulfite reductase (ferredoxin) activity; FMN binding
Source: RefSeq, a predicted model, not a curated record
AUGUCAGCCUCGCCCUCUGUUCAAGCCGUUGCGCGGGUCGCCUAUCUUGCUUCAGACUCAAUCUUCUCUUCCGAUGCAGCUCUCCCAUCUAUCUCUCCCUUCGUCACCGCCCUGAAUGCACUCUCGUCUACUGCCCAUGCCCCAAUCUCAGUUCAGCGAAUUCCAUUUGGAGGCGAUUCUGGGGCCAUGCUCCUCAGCAGCCACCGCGACCGCUCCAGUCUAUCGCUCGGUUCGCCAAAUGGAACGACUGUGAAUUUGACGUCGUAUCUCACGCUCUCUCAUUCACAUAUUUUACAUCACCUUCUUCCUCAUCUUCCUGAACUCGUGUAUACACCAACUGUUCUCCACGUUGCUAUUUCCACGUUCCCCGAGGAUGAUCUCGCCGACAUUCUCGUUCUCCGUGCGGCACUCCCCUUCUGCAUAUACUCUCGCUCCGCACAAGACGCGCAUGAUAACGCGCUGCUUGCUAGCAGACUGGCCCGUACAGAGCGCCGCACCGUUCUCCACGUGUUCCACGUCGGUACCGCAGAAGAACACGCCGAGUUCAUCGAUGAGGAGAGCAUCAAACCAUACCUAUUCGCAGAACGGGUUUCUCUGAACAGAUUCAACGAAACCGGGGAGGCCAAGAGCGUGUCUGCCGCAAAAGUGGAGGACGAAUCCGAUGCGCUCGUCUCCGCAUACGAUGCCGCUGCUCUUGCUACCGCUUCUCUCCUUCAACGGCCCGUCCAAGCGGUCACUACUAGCGGCGCAUAUGCUCCACGCACAGUUCUAUUCACUCUCGGCUCCCUGUCUUCAGACAUCAAUGUAGAAGACACAGCAAUUGUCGAGUUGUCGCUCCUCAAACCAUUAUCUCCGACUCGUAUCACGGCCGCGAUCCCUUCGUCUGCACGUUAUAUACUCGUGUGCGAACAGGUCCGCAGGUGGAGUAUAAAAUGGACGCCCCUUUAUCUCGAAGUUGUCAGCGCAUUGCAGGCGGACAAUAGAGACGAGCAGCCAAGGGUGCGUAGUGUGCUCUUAGGAGACGCGACGACGGUGACCGCGGAGGAUGUACGGAGCCUCGUGGUACGGACAAGUACAGAAGGUCAGGACGGGAAGAAGGUCCGUCUCACCUUGGGUGCCUUACCGCUAACAGAAGGAGCACACGGGACUAUUCGGAGUGAAGAGGCAAAGUUUGCAUCAGCGCAGCAUGUUCAUAUCCCCCGGCACGAGGCAUCGUAUACGACGUUGCUCGAAACCCUUUUCGGCGCCCGCCUCGAGAUUGCGAACUCACCUAGUCACGUAUACGAUGCUGCUAUUGUCUCGACGUCGCCGGAGUUCACGCUUGGUCGGAUUCGAGGCGAGGAAGACGCGAUUCAGACACUCGAGCGCGACAUUAAAGUCCUCCUCAGUGAGUCUACGUUUGACGGAACGUUGCACCGGCUCCUCAGCGAGUGGAUCGCUGUACGGAAUGCGGGAAGCAGAAUCGCUUCAGGGAAGACUAAGGACGUCCGUGAGCUCGAGACAAAUUUUGCAGACCGCAUUGUGGCCGCGCUUGAGGAGAUAGAGGCCCAGGGAGGUCUGAAGUCAGCCGGCGCUGCUGCAGUGCGAGUGUAUCAGGCGCGUGCACUGUUCCGCGCUGCGGCAGCACUUCGUACACGGAGCCGAUGGAUCGUCGGAAGUGAUGCAUGGGCGUACGACCUGGGCGCAUCUGGCCUGCACCACGCCAUUGCCUCUGGCCUGGACGUGAACAUACUUUUAUUGGAUAGCACGCCCUACUCACGCCGCCAGGCGCACGGAAGCAGGCGUGGCAAGCAAGACGUCGGACUGUAUGCCAUGAACCACGGAGAUGUGUACGUUGCUAGCGUCGCCGUGUAUGCAAGUUAUGCUCAGGUGCUCCAGGCGCUCAUGGAGGCGGAUGCAUUCCCUGGCCCGAGCGUCGUUCUUGCGUAUCUGCCGUACACUUCUGAGGAGAGCACCGCACUCGAGAUCCUUAAGGAAACAAAGAUGGCGGUCGACGCAGGAUAUUGGCCACUCUACCGCUGGAACCCUGCAAAAGAUCACGAGGGUAGCGGGAACGAAUGUUUCUCGUUGGACUCGGAUGCGAUCAAGAACGAGCUGCAGCGCUUCCUCGACAGGCAGAACCACCUCAGUCAACUCGUGCGUGCACGGCCGCGGAUGCCAGCGGAGCUCGUCAGCGGUUUGGGCGAGCAGCUGAAGGUUGCGCGGAGAGCGCGGGCAAGGAAAGCGUACGAGGAGCUUCUGACCGCUAUCGACGCCCCCCCGCUGACGGUCCUAUACGCGAGUGAUGGUGGUAAGGCAGAGAAAGUGGCGAAGAGGCUCGCAAUGCGUGCGAAGAUGCGUGGGCUAUCAGCAAGUGUGGCGGCAAUGGACACGGUGAAACUGGAGGACAUCGCGAAGGAGCCGAUCGUGCUGUGGGUUACAAGUGUCGCUGGCCAGGGUGAGUUCCCACAGAACGGGCGCGCGAUGGUCAAGGCACUGAACGCGGCGGUCGCGCGGAAAGAGCGACCGCUGGAAGCUGUGAAAUUCAGCGUAUUCGCAAUGGGUGACACUCAUUAUUGGCCAAGACCAGAGGAUGCGCAUUAUUACAACAAGGCAGGCAAGGAUCUCGACGCCCGUCUAGAGAGCUUGGGUGCACAACGUGUUAUACCACUCGGCUUGGGCGACGACCAGGAUGCUGAUGGCCCAGAGACUGGAUACAGACUGUGGGAGCCUCAGGUGUGGAAAGCACUGGGUGUCGACGAAAUUCAAGUACAGGAAGCAGAGCCGGAGCCGAUCACGAAUGAGCACAUCAAAGUCGCGUCUCAGUACCUCCGCGGAACGAUUAAAGAGGGUCUAGAGGAUACCAGCACUGGUGCGCUCGCUCCGAGUGACACACAACUGACGAAAUUCCAUGGGAUCUACCAGCAGGAUGAUCGGGACAUUCGUGAUGAGAGGGCAGCACAGGGUGCAGAGCCCGCCUACAGUUUCAUGAUCCGAGUCCGCAUGCCGGGUGGUGUGUGCAGGCCGGACCAGUGGCUGCUCAUGGAUCAGAUAGCGGACGAGCACGGUUGCGGGACGUUCAAGAUCACGACUCGCCAGACAUUCCAGUUCCACGGCGUUAUCAAGGGCCACUUGAAGCCAGCGAUCCAAGACAUAAAUAGGGCACUUUUGGAUACUCUCGCUGCCUGUGGAGACGUGAAUCGUAAUGUGAUCGUAUCUGCCAUCCCAUCCCUUACGAAGCUGCACGCACAAGUCUAUGCCUUCGCGAAGCGUGUCAGCGAGCACCUACUACCACGAACGACAGCUUAUCACGAGAUUUGGCUAGAUAAAAAGCUGGUCGCUGGCGAUGCUCUGAAAGACAUCGAGCCACUCUAUGGCGAGUUUUAUCUACCUCGGAAGUUCAAAGUGGCCGUUGCUGUGCCGCCGACCAACGACGUGGAUAUUUUCGCUAAUGAUGUCGGUUUCAUCGCUAUCGUUGGAGAGAACGAUGAACUCGUCGGUUUCAAUGUCACUGCAGGCGGCGGUAUGGGUGUAACUCACGGAAAUAAGAAAACCUACCCGCGUGCAGCUGACGUCCUUGGGUUCUGCACGAUCGAGCAAGGUGUUUAUGUUGCUGAGAAAAUCAUGCUUGUCCAGAGGGACAACGGCAAUCGUGAAGAUCGUAAGAAUGCGCGGCUGAAAUACACUAUGGACCGCAUGGGGGUGGACGUCUUCAAGGCUGAGGUCGAAGAGCGUCUUGGUUACAAACUACAACCUGCUCGUCCGUAUGCUUUCGACCGUAAUAUCGACGACUAUGGAUGGCACAUCGGCGAAGAUGGGAAACAUCACUUCACUUGCUUCAUCGAGAAUGGCCGUAUUCAAGAUGAGCCAGGAAAGGAGUUCAAGACGGCGUUGCGUGAGAUUGCCAAAGUCCACAAAGGCGCCUUCCGUUGCACAGCCAAUCAGCACCUGCUCAUCACGGACAUCGCCACCGAGGAUUUACCUCAGAUAAAAGCCCUUUUAGCGAGGUAUAAAUUGGACAACCUCUCAUAUACUGGACUGAGGCUGUCGUCUUCGGCCUGUGUUGCCUUCCCGACGUGCGGCCUCGCCAUGGCCGAGUCCGAGAGGUAUCUACCUAUUCUCAUCGAUAAGGUCGAGACGAUAUGUGAGGAAAAUGGGCUACGCAACGAUUCGAUCGUCAUGAGGAUGACGGGUUGUCCGAAUGGGUGUGCACGGCCGUAUCUAGCGGAGGUAGCCUUCGUGGGUAAAGCUCCGGGUACCUACUCUAUGCUCCUUGGUGGUGGAUAUCAUGGUGAACGAUUGAACAAAAUCUAUCGAGAGACUGUGACUGAGCCAGAGAUUCUGGCUAUCUUAAGACCCAUGAUCAAACAAUAUGCCCUCGAACGUCGUGAGGGCGAGCACUUCGGUGAUUUCGUCAUCCGGGCUGGAUAUAUUGCGCCGACCACGGAGGGUAAGGCGUGGUACGACAAGAUGGGCGGUGAGGGCCAGCAUCGAGAAGUCAGCGGCAGCGCAUAG